AUGGAGAACAGAGUAAGUGCUACAAAUUUUAUUUUUAUUUUUUUUAUUACUAUGGUAGUGCUUGUAUCAGUGUUAUCAUAGGGUAGAAUAGUACAUUUUUUAGGUUUUUUAUGGUACUAUAUGACCAUAAAAAGCCUAGUACUGUGUUAAUAUUAACAUGUUUUUAGAUGUUUGAUUCCAGCGAUGACAUUAUGAUGACAUCAAACAUGACAUAUGUGAUUGGUAAUAGCUCGGUAAGUCAGUUUUUACUUUCUUUUUUAACUUUUAGGUAUCUACCCUACCCUACCCUAUCAUGCCCUACUCUAUCAUGCCCUACUGUAUCACGGGCAAGAUUUUCCUAGCCCUUCCCCAUCUCUAUCCUUAACUGCCUUAAUCUUGCCCUACCCCUACUAUAAUAUAUCAAACUUUCAAAACAACAACUAGUAUAUAUUAUGUCUCAGCAAGUUAAAAAAGUUAUCAAACGCCAAAAAUCCAUUCAUUUUUUGGGCCGAAAACAAAAAGCAGUGCACAAAAAGCAAACGUGCCCUCAGGGGUUAAGUUCAAAAAAGUUUUUGUUUUAUUAGCUUUUUGUGUUUUUAAAGUGGCACGCUUAAUUUUUAACCGUUUUUUCAAAACCGACAUUUUUGGCUUAAAAUAGCUUUGGUUUUUAAGAUUUUGAUUAAAAAGGCGAAACUUUGAGGUUUAAAGGUUUUCGUGGUGGGACCAAAACUUUGGUAAUAGUGCCCUAUUUUGUUACUUUUAAAAGGACGUUUUUCUACAAGACGUAUUUUACUAUUAUUAACUUUUAAUUUUGACGAAUUGCGCAAAAAAUGGGUUUUCUUGUUUUCGUGGUGGGACCCAAUUUUAGCAAAAAAUCGGGUUUUUUAAUAAAAACUGGCUUUAAAUUUAAAAAAAUAAAUUUUUAAAUAAGAAAAAUUUAUUUUCUACAUUUAAAAAUGACAUAUUUCAGGACCUGGCCAACUUCUGCGACUUGGACUCGAGUUUGAUCGAAUUGGACAUUAGUAACCAUAAUUCAGGUAAAAUUUUGUUUUUAACUACGGAAUUAAACAUAGCCACGUAUUUUACUUUGACAUUCAAUUUUUAAAGCAAAAUUUCAUUUUAAAAAUUUAAAAAUGUGAAACAUGCCCCUUAAUCCCCCUGUUCUGUUUUUACCCCGCCCACUAUAGACUUUACAUGAAUAUAGUUAAAAUUGGUCUCUAUGUAAGCCUAACUAGCCAAAGACAAUUAAAAAUGCAUUUUUAAGUAAUGAGUUGGUCAUUUUUCAAAAAAAAAACGUUAUUUAUGAUGAAUGGAGUCGAGCUAGAACAAACAAAUCUCAAGUAUUCGGACAAAACAUUCCAGUUCGACUAUUUUGCGGAUUUUUUAAAAGUGUAAAUAUAAUUUUUCAUCUUUGUUUUUGUCAUUAAUAACUAAUACGUGUCUGCGGAUUCCGUAUUUUACCUUUAUCAUAUCUAAAAUGGCAGUUUUAAGAGAUUUUGACCCAUUUUUGGCCUAAAAAACAGCUUUUUGAGCAAAAAAAUUAAAAUUUUUAAAAAUAUUUUUAAAACAAAUUGCUUUUGAAAGAUUACCACUACUUUUUACUACCCUACCCAACGGUAACCUACCCAUUAAACCCUCAAAAACACCUCUAAAACUUCAAAUUUUCAGUGAACACCUCGAUCGUUCUCGACCGCCCCACCCUGGAUCCCUCGCUUCUGCCCAUAAUAAACGACGAAAUGCCAAUUAUCGGCGAUGAUGAGCUGGAAACCCCAGUAGCCUACAAUCGAAACCUAUCCGAAUCGUUGAGGGCAAAGGAACUGCUGAAACAAAAGGAAUCCGAGAAAAAAUCCCCCACAAAGCCGAGGCAACCUCUAUAUCCGGUGGGUUUUUGAGGGUUUUGGGAAGGGAUUAAGUUUACUUUCUGGAUAUUUUGAUAAUACAUACAUUGUUUUGAAAAUAACUUUAAUUUUUGGGCAGAAAAUGGUAUUUUAGGUAAUAACAUAGACCAUUUUAAGCCACUUUCGUCUCAAAAAACGGAAAAGGUAAAAAAAUAGUUUUUGGCCAGAAAAAUAGAGUUAAAGUUUAAAAUUAUUUCACAAGUUAGGUCUUAAAACAAUAACAAAACUACUUUUCGUAUUUUACAAUUUAAAAAAAAAUUGUUAGUCCAAAAACAGGCAAAAACUGACUCGACCACGGCAGGAUUCGAACCUACAAUCUUCGGUUCCGUAGACCGACGCGUUAUCCAUUGCGCCACGCGGCCACACUUCCCUUCUUUUUUCUUUUCAAUAAACCCAAGUGCCUUUUGCGAUUCUUUUGGGAAAUAGGGGUAUAACUAGUUAUUGUGUCAGAUUUCAGUUUUAUUUUCAGUCAUUAUAACUUGUUAUAUCAUGUUUUUAAUAUUAUUGACCUUUUUUAUUAAUUUAAAAUUUUUUUUUAAAUUUUGUAUUUAGGAUUAUUUGUUAGUUUAUCCUUAAUUUUCAGGGUCCAGCUAAAAAUGCAGAAGUAAAACCAGUCCAGCCCAAGCCUAAAAAGAUGUCCAAACAUGAGGAGAUCAUGUUGAGGAUAAAGCAAAGCAUUGCUGAAGAGAAGAAGGCACCAAAGAAGGAAAUCAAGUCGAAAUUGGCCGAAACUUUGAAAAGUGCACCUACUCCAAAGGCUGUUAGUCGAGGUAAAAUUCUUUAAAAUUCGUACAUUAAUAAAUACUUUUAGUUUUUAAAUUUAUAAGGUUUUAGAGAUUCAUUUGGCAUGCUUUGAAUACAGAUUUUCAUUAAAAAUACUCUGGAAAUCUCGUUUUUUAGCCUAAAAUAAUAUAAAUUUUAUGAUUUUUUGGAAUAAACAAUAUAACUUUUAAUAUUUUUACAAUUUUAUGGUCACUUUGACAUCUUUUAUUGAGUUUCCAUGAAAAUUUAGAUAAAGUAUUACCUAAAAAAUACUAGUAUUACCUAAAUUCCAACAUAAACAAUAUAAUUUCAGAGCCAAGCACAUUGAAAUCCAAGAAUUUGAACCCCUCAACCCCGGUGAAUAAUCGACUGGUCGCAAACAAACUACGAGUACAAACAGCUGAAAAGCCAAUUAAGCCACGGUGCCCUCCGGCGUCGUCUGCUGGAGCAGGAAUAGCCAAGUUGAGGCAGCCGGCUCGAGAUAUUCCGACCAAAAAGUCUGUUUCGUCGCAUAAUUUGAAUUCAAAUUCGAAUAAUUCGAUGGCAUUGAAGCGACAAUCCCAGCCAGUACCACUUGGUCGAGUUACACUUGACAUUGAUGCAGAGCAGUUGGUGACGGCCGACGAUUUUCGAAAUGAAUUCGAAAAAGUUAAAACAACAUCCUUGAAGAACUAUCGAGGGUUCGAUCAGGUGGCCAAGUUGUUUGAUGCUCUUAUGGGUCAGGUAAGGAGUUUUGAAAGUUUUAGUUUAGGUCUCUCUUCAACUUGGGGCUUUUGAUACACAAUGCCAAAAAUCAAGAAAAUUUUGGGUUUUCGUUGUGGGACCAAAAAUUGUAAGAAAAAAUGGAAAAAUUAUAAAAUACGUUUUUACAGACCUAUAUUUUUUAAUUCGAAUUAUAAAUAGGUCAAUAUAUUACCUAUAUCUUUCUAAAAACAAAAAAAACUCACCCCCCCCUUCUCUCAAAUUCGAGUAAUUAUGAGAAAAACUCGUUGUGGGAGGCUUAAAUUGUCCGGAAUGGUAAACAUUUCCUUUACAAUACAAAAUUUGUUUUGGGAGGUCGUAAAGCCAACCUCUAAUGGGGGGCAACAUCUUGCAUUUACAAUUAGAACAGUGACAAAUUCAAUGUGAUGAGAUUUGUGUUUUGUUCGUGUUUGAAGAGAUUGUUUUGCAAGGUAAAUUGGGGGAGGUUUUUGGUAUGAUACUGGCUGAAAAUGGGGUUUUUGUUAUUAAGAGAGUUGAUAAGACUGGCAGUCAAAGUUAGAAUUUCUACUAAAAAUGGGUAUAAAAGUUGUAUUUUUGGCUAAAAAUAUAGUUGUUUUAGCUAAAAAAUAUGUUUUUUGAUAUAAAAAGAUAUCACUUGUUCAUUGUGAGGUAAAUUAUUUAUAAGGGCAUUGAUAAAAAUGGCAGUAAACGUUAGAAUUUUUAUUAAAAUAGGUACUAAAGCUCUUAAUUUUGGUUAAAAAAUGUGUUUAUUAGUUGAGAACACAUUACUUGUAGGCUUUAUCAAGAGUUUUUUAUGAAGGGUUUAAUGAUAAUGUCAGUAAAAGUUAGGAUUUCUAUUAAAAAUGGUUACAAGAGCUGUAUUUUGUAUCAAAAAGAAGUUAAAAACUGUUUUUAAAGUAGAGUUAGAGCAUGUUUUUACUUCAAAAAAUGAUUUUGAAGUCUUACUUUAAAAACUUUUAAAUUUGACUAGUGAGGCUUACCAUUAGUUUAUUAUGCUUAAUAUAACUUAAUUUAUAAGUUUAAACUUAAUAUUAGUUUAUUGAUAAACCUAACGUUAGUUUAUGAUAAUGUAAAUGUAAUUUUUCAGCUAUCAGAACAACAAAAGUCGAAUGAAAGAGUGGGUGAAGAGCUCAAUUCGGCCAAUAAGGCCAAUGAAAACUUGAAGAAAUGUAUGGACGAAUUCAUGGAACAAAACCAAAAAGCCGUGGAAGAAUGUAAGUUAACAUAAUUUUGUAUUUUAUCUUUUGAAGCUUUAGAUUUUCAUUUUUUUUAAGACCUGGGUUUUGUUUUACUGUCUUUGUUUUGUCAGUUGUUGAGGUUUACCUAGAUGUACGCAUAUUUAAAAUAUUUUUAAAUUGUUCAGGACGUCUAUACAAAUUUUUCUGGGAGGAUGGAAGCUUAAAAAAAAUUUUAUCCUCAGAUACACCUGUGGUGUCUUUUUAGGUCGACUUUACUUUGUUAACUUAGGUAAAGGUAGGAUAAAAUAUAGCUAGUGAAUGGCAACACUAGAGUUAUCGUAGUCAUAUGGUAGGGUAGAGUAUGGCAUGUUAUGGUAGCAAGAGCAUGAUACAGUAGGGCAUGAUAGGGUAGGGUAGGGUAGAUAUAAACCAACAUGUUUACAAAUAUUUCUACAAAGUAUUUGAUUAAUGAAAGGAAAGAAGCGAUGAUUCUCAUUACUUUUGAGUCAUGUUAUGGGAUCCGAAGCUCUUUUCCGAAGCUCACAUUUAUUAGAAUAGGUUACAGAAACACGUGUUGAUAUGUCACGGUGUUUUCCUUGUGAUUCAGAAUCAUUUUUGUUUUAAGGAUUGUUUUCAAAUGGCAAAAUGACGUUUCUUUUGCAGGGUUUUAGGAAUUUAAGAGGGAUGGCGGGUUGAGGGUGGCUGUAGUUCAAUUUUGGGAUAUAGGCUGACGGGGGUAAUAGUACGCGAGGGGUUAAUAAAAAAUAUAGAUCUCUUCUUAAAAUUUCUACUGCAUUGACUGUAACUUACUCCUACCUUGCCCCUGCCUUGCCCCUACUUUCCCUCUGCCUUGCCCUUGCUUUGUCCUUGCCUUGGCUCUGCAUUGCCUCUACCUUGCCUUUGCAUUGCCUUGCUUUGCUUUGCCUUUCCUCUGUCUUGUCUCUGCCCUGUUCUGCUUUAUUCUGGCUUGAUCUGCUCUGCUUUGCCCUACUCUGCCUUCCCUACUUAAUCUCCCCCCCCCCUCUCUUCUUUAUUACCUGCCUUGCCCCUGCCUUGUCUCUGCCUUGUCUUUGCUUUGCCCCUGCCUUGCCUUGCUCCUGCCUUGGCUCUGCAUUGCUUCUACCCUGCCUUUGCUUUGUCCUUGCCUUGCCCCUGCUUUGCCCGUGCCUAGCCACUGCCUUGCCCCUGCCUUGCUUUUGUCUUGCCCGUGCCUUGCUGUUGCUUUUCCUUAGCACUGUCUUGCCUUUCCUUUCUGCCCUGCCAUUCCCUACUCAAUCUCUCUCCCCCCCCCCCCCCCCCAUCUUUAUUAUUAUCUUCUUUGUCUUUCUCUGUCUUUUCCCAUCAACCUCUCCCAAACCGAUGACGUAGCGCUCGCUACACGUUUCUAUUGUAACCCUAUUACCUUGACGGAAAACGAAAAUUUACCUAAAAUUUCGGUUAUACGCAAGCCCUAAGAUCAGAUAAGGUGCGCGACAAAAUCGAGAUUAACACAAUAAAAAUGAAAUAAUAGAAAUCGUCUUCGCGCCUCUUCAGAUGCCUCGGAAUCACUCGGCGUGACUUCUUUUUUUGGCAUGUCCGGUCGAGUUUUGUUUAAUGAGUUUGAAGUUUUUAGAAAAGUUUUGAGGGAAAGAAGGACGUGAAAAGGUGAUGAUGAAUGAGCAAGCUGCGGGUGGGUAGGGUAAACAAAAAAGGUUGUGAAGAGAGGCAGGAAUAUAUAUAGGGUAUUGUUUAUGCCUUUAUAAAACUUAAACAGUACUCAUAAUAAGAAAAGGGUAAGGCUAGUCGUAAAAUGGUUUAUAUAGGUAGUGUAAACACAAUAUUGUCAAGCGGCUUACCUUUCUAGGAUGAGCAGAUCUUUUUUUAUUUUAAAUAGUCAAUUUGUAAAGCAAGUAGAGCUAAAGCUAGGGUAGGACAAACGGUAGAGCAAUAGGUAUCUAAAUCUAGAGUUAGGGCUUUAGGCUAGGGCUCUAGGCUAAAUCUUUGGGCUAGGGCUCAGGACUAGGGAUUUAGGCUAGUGUUCCGGGUUAGGGCUCUGGGCUAAGGCUCAGGACUAGGGCUUUAGGCUAGAGUUGCGGGCUAGGGCUUUGGGCUAAAGUUUCGGGCUAAAUGUCUGGCUUACGGUUGAGGUUAGAUCUGAUACUAGGGCUAGGAUAGGGCAAUACAUGGGAAUAUGGCGAGUGCUAGAGCUAGGGCUAAGACUAAGGGCUGGAGUUAGAGCUAUGGCUAUGAGUAUGGUCAAGGCUAGGGCCAGGACAAGGCUAGGGCUGGGUCUACGGCUAUGGCUAGGGCAAUAGCUAGGGCUAUGGUUAUGGCAAGGGUUCUUAAUAUGGGAUUAUUUUUUGAAUAAACUAAUAAUAUUUUUAUUAGUUACUAAAUGUCAAAACAGUAAUAAAUAACUACUUUAGCUUUAAAAAGGCAUUUUGCAAGCUAUUGUAUAUAUGUAAUGAAUAAAAACUGUAGCUGCUAUUCAAAAGUUACUAUUGUUUUUUCAAAAACAAAAAGGAAGACGUUUAUUCAUCACGUCCUUUUUAAGUAGGUUUAUUGGUCGUAAAACCAGUAGUGAUAUCUACAGACUAGUAGGGUAGGGUAGGUAUAUAAAAUUUAAAAAUACUUUUACUUGAAUAUAUUACUUAAUGGGUCAUGUGAAUUAAAAUUUUGUUUUAUUGUUGAUCUGGCGUUAUCUCCGCCGAGGGUUUCUACGAGUUACUUGAGUCGGAUGUUUUUAAACCGAUUUUUAAACUUUUUAAAUUUUAAAUUUGGUUUGUUUACUCACAAGCAAUUCGUAUUUUAAGCAGGAGCCAUUUAAAAUUUUAAAUGUAAAAUACGCGCGCUAUAGCUAUAUCAUCAUUAUUACACCUCUCUUUACCUUGAAACUAAAUUUUCCUAUAAUUUUAGGAUAAUAAUUCACAUUCCUAAACACUCAUUAGUACGGACGUACUAAAUAGUAUGUCCAUAAAGUCCCGAAAUCAGUUGCAAUUGAGUAAAAAAGCGUUGGGCAUCUAUGCGACCUCGAUCAUAUUAAUGGGAGCCGCCCUUGUGGGCUCGGUAUCUUGCUUUACUCAUAGCGAAUGUCACAAAACCCAGGUCUUGCCAUUCUUUUCAUGCAUAGGAGCUGUAAUUGUGUUUGGUGCUACAUUUACCAUUUUUACAGUAAACAAGAAUGCCGAGCAACAGUUGAAUGAGAAGAUCGAGUUCUACGAGGAAAAGGUGGGUUUUGGAGGUUCAGUGUAAUAUGGGGGAGGUCAUUGUUUUAUUGGCUUUAACUUUUUUUUUAAAUGAAGCUUGAGCUUUGAAAAUUUACUUAAUUGUAGCUCAGGUAUAGCACAACAUGUACAAAGAAAGAAAUUUAAAAAUAUUGAAGAAUUUUAGAGAUACAUCAUUUUUUGUUACACCAUAGAUAAUGUAAUGAACCAUUUGGUUAUUGAGUCAUAACUGUUUUUAAAAUUCAAGAUUAAAUUUGAAAAUUGACAUAAGUGUAAAUUACUUAUAGCACAAUAUGUACCAAAAAGGAGUUUUAAAAAUUUUGAAAAAUUUUAGGGACAUAUCAUUUUUUAGUUACCUCAUGGUUAAUAUAGUGGACUUUUUGGUUAUUUAGCCAUAACUUUUUUUACAAAAAGCUUAAAAUUUUGAUAGUUUGAGCAUUUGUAGAAUGUUAUGUUUGCUGUUAGGAUGGUAAAAACUUAAUUUGAAUUUUUGUUGUACCUUCAAGUUACAGUACUCUUAACUUACCUUACUUUUUUCAAAAUUAAAAAAAAAUUGACAAUUUUUUUUAUUUAGUUUUACGGAAUUGUAGUAGAAGCUAAAAAAAUCAAGUUUAAAUAUAAAAGCUUACUUUUUAAAAUAACGUACUAUAUAAACUAUCAUUUCCAGCUCUCCUCCCAAAAAGACCAGCUCGAAGCCCGAAUAGCCCUGCUAGAGAAGCAGUUGGCCGAAGAGAAGGAAGCCAACGAAAUAACUCCAGUGGUGGCUUCAAACAAAGAAAAUGUUUGUAAUGGAAACUGCGAGAAUGAAAUAGCUAGCCUAAACUAUGCCUUAAGUUUGCAAAAAGAAACGACAAAGCAGAUUCGAAGUGAAAAGUGUGAUUUGGAGCUAAAAUUGGAUGAUAUGCAGGUGUUGAGGAAUCAUUUGAGCUCUACAAAGUCACAAUUGGACAGAGUUAAUCAUGCUUUGGAGCAGCAGAAACUUUAUUCUAAGUGAGUUUUGGUUUUUGGAAAAAGAAAGAGAAAAAGGUUUAUGGGAUUGUGAGUUAUGAGGGGUUGAAGAUGACCUACUACAAUAUAAAAAAUUGGCUUUUAGCCACUUUUUUAGUUUGAAGCAUGCCAUAAAACAGCUUAGCUAAAGCAAAAACAAUAUAAAAAGCUGCAUAGCACAUUUCUACUUAGAUUUAAACUACAAUAUUUUGUUGUAAAUACGGCAAUGUAACAUGAAAGAGCUGUAUAAACUAAAUUUACCUUUCAGAGAGCUCCUAAACGAGUUCAACAAGCUAAACAACCGAGUAACGACUGCCGAACGAGAGAAAAUCGAAUGCCAACAGAAAUAUGACAUCUUAUUGUACAAACUAGAACAACGACACCAAUUUGCAACAAGUGAUUUGGCUACAUCCUUCGCUUCUUCUGAUAGUGAGCGACCCAAAUCAGCAGACCAGAAGAGCCGUAAGUUUUGUGUAAAUUAUAGAUAUGAGGACUUUUUUAAAGAUUUAAAAAAUGAAAUUGGGAUUGAAGAACGUUUUUUUGAUUGUAGAAAGUUAAUUUUGACAGUUUUUGAAAAGUCGAUAACUUUUGUGACAUUUCGUCAAAAGUGUCAACAUUUGCAAAUAUGUGGAAAAGAGUUUAAAAAAAAAGAAUUUUUGUGCUUUAAAAACUAUUUUUUAAUCUUUUUUAUUAUUUUUAAAAAACCAAUAUUUUAGUGACAUUUCGUCAAAAAAUAAAAAAUUGAAUUCUAAAACUUUUUAAGCAUUUUAAAGGUCUUCAAAAGUUUUUAAAUGAUAAUUUUUUUUAUUGUACGUACUAUAUUGUCUUACCUUCAGCUGGUGGUAUAAUGUCAACAUCUCGUCUCUUCGCCACUGUAGCUCGAAAAGUGAAGCCUAAAGACAAUGUUGAUGAAAUCUUCGACUCAAGUGGAGUCGUACAGCUGAAUGAGAAUGGUUAUACGGAUGAAAGUCAUUCGGAAAGUGAAGGAUAUUCCCAUGCUGACAACGAGUACGAUGAGAAUGGGCAUGUGGUACUGAAAGAGGAUGAAGAGUACGAAGGGUAUGGUAGUCAGGAGAUGGAGCAGGAUGCUGGUACUCCUGUCAAUGAGGUGGUUGAGGCUGUGCAGUGA
This is a messenger RNA of Bursaphelenchus okinawaensis, 9859 nucleotides long. Lineage: Eukaryota; Metazoa; Nematoda; Chromadorea; Rhabditida; Aphelenchoididae. The record is from the annotation of a GenBank genome assembly.